CCCAUUGAAGCCCUCCGACAAGAACAACUGAGAGCGUAUUUGUCACUUUUUUUUUCCCGAGAAAGUUUUUCUAUAACGCCUUCUCUUCUUCAAUUUGUGAAUAAACAAAUUGGAAAUUUCGAUUCGUUUUUUCUUCUGUUCUUUCGCUGACCGACAAGAUAUCAGCCGGGACGUGGAGAGCCGCCGAAUCCUGAUUAUCAGUCGUACCAGCAGAAACAUCAGCAGCAACAACGGCAACAGUGGUCACGUCGCGCUGGAAACGAUAAUGAGUCAAGAAGACGACGUCGACGUCACUCCUUUAAGUCACAAUCCUUUCUCUUAUCCUCAAGGCAUGAAUCUCUUCUCGUUACUUGCCUACCCUCUCUCUUCACUAUCGGUUCACAGCGAGAAUUGAACAUAAAAGAAAUGGCGACGACACAACUUACAAUAUCACCAGUUACUGUGUCAGCCAAGAGCUUAGCCUCGCUCAGAGUUUCGAGUGCCAAGCUUGGAACUUUGAAACCAGGCACCCUUAAGCAGAGCCAGUUCCGUUCUUUGGUUGUCAAAGCUGCUUCUGUCAUUGCUCCUAAGUCCACUUCAAUUAAGCCAUUGGGAGAUAGAAUUUUGGUGAAGAUCAAGGAGGCAGAGGAGAAGACAAUGGGAGGUAUCUUACUUCCAUCUACGGGUCAAAGAUCAAGGAGGCAGAGGAGAAGACAAUGGGAGGUAUCUUACUUCUAUCUACAGGUUAAUCGAAACCUCAAGGAGGUGAAGUCGUUGCUGUGGGUGAAAUGGGAAUUAUUGGGAAGAACAAAGUUGAUAUCACUGUCCCUACUGGAGCACAAAUCAUUUACUCCACAAGUACGCUGGAACUGAGGUGGAGUUCAACGAUGUGAAGCAUCUCAUUCUCAAGGAAGAUGAUAUUGGCCUUUCUUAGUUGUUUAUCUUUUAUUUAUGUAUUUAGGAUGUUAUUUAAAUAUUUUGGAUGUUUCAAAUUUGGUAGGAUAAUGCUUUUGAAUGUUUAAAACUUGGUGUGUUGCAUGGA
Brassica napus (rape) is the source of this 1021-nucleotide messenger RNA. RefSeq names its product 20 kDa chaperonin, chloroplastic. Gene Ontology annotation, biological process: protein folding. Gene Ontology annotation, molecular function: protein folding chaperone; ATP binding. NCBI's taxonomy places the organism in Eukaryota, Viridiplantae, Streptophyta, Magnoliopsida, Brassicales, Brassicaceae. The coding region runs from base 406 to 852 and encodes 148 amino acids. The transcript has 4 exons. The record is from RefSeq and is a predicted model, not a curated record.